Messenger RNA from Fonsecaea pedrosoi CBS 271.37, 750 nucleotides. RefSeq lists its product as uncharacterized. The record is from RefSeq and is a predicted model, not a curated record. The coding region runs from base 1 to 750 and encodes 249 amino acids. Lineage: Eukaryota; Fungi; Ascomycota; Eurotiomycetes; Chaetothyriales; Herpotrichiellaceae. The transcript has a single exon.
AUGUCUCCCCUGAACCCGUGCCCUGGCGACGAAUACCAUAUCGGCUCCUCUCCCACCAAGACUCGGGCUUUUUCUGAUAGUGACAGUGCUGAGGCUGUCACUCCCAUCUCAUCUGCUGCUGCCCAGUCUUCCACUCCUGCCGAAAGCGAGACUAGCGGGUCUCUGUUCAGCGAAGGAACCACAGCACUGCAAAAUGAGCUUGACAGAAGACUGGAGGCCUUUGUUCUGGCUGAAGAGACAGUGCCUCCCCGCGGACAGACAGCGGCCGAUCUCCCCACCAAUGUGCCUGCGCCAACUUCUGGAGAUCCAUUUGGAUUUGUGUGUGCUUUCGGUUUCACCGGAUCAUUCGACGAACCAUCUGUCGUUCCCAGGACCAAACGGGCCUUCCUCGACGCCAUCAGAGGUGAGAUUGAGGGAAUCGGUAUGACGCAAAGAGGUCUGCAAUCCUACCAGACGGCCAUCAAUUCGCGAAAGUAUCAUACCUUCAGCACCAAAUUUCUGAUUGAUCAGAACACCGCCACCGUGAUCACCAUCGAUCAAUUGGAUCAGAUAACCACCCACCUGAAGAAAGUUGAGGAAGAGGUUCAACAUAUUGAGAAUGAAGAUGGGGAGGUCAAGGAUGAGCUUAUGGAAGCCUUUAACCAUGCCCGACCAUGGGUAAUGCGUACACGGGCUCUCCUGCGACAUUGCCAUGUUUUCUACAAGCUCAACUUUGUCCUGGCCACUGGAACGGAGAGUAUGCUGCCUUGA